AGUUGCUUGCUUCAAUCGGAUGUGUGCGCGUCGUGCGUGCUCGUCGGAGUGUGGUUCUGUGGCGCCUAUUGUUGCUUUGAUCGUUCGAAAUGCGUGUUACGUAAAGUGUUUAGCGUGGAGUACAGCGCGAGUAUGUGUGAUUGUGUGCGAAUUGUUAAUAGCCAAAAGGGCGUACGCUUGCCACAGAUGUAUGUGCUUGUGCUUGACCUGGAAUUAAUUAACGAGUGUCGCGAGUGACGCAGCGAUUACAGUCGAGUCCCUAAGUCAACAAAGUUGCAUUGAUCGUGACCAUGGAUUUAUGAGAGAAUUGCUUCGGAAUAAAACUUGAAGUGCCACAGCCAGUGCAUCGAAGGACUACAAUUUGAUGAAAUGCAAUCAGCCGUCCAGUACCAACUUCAAAUGAUGCUUUUCCGUGAGUUGAUUGCGGAACUCAUCUCGUCAAGCCCGUUCCCCAGUGUAGAGUGUAGGUCCAUGUAAUUAAGCAUACUCCGUGAAGUGCAUUCCAUGCUCCUUGACUCCUCCAACAAGAGUGGAGCGAGGAUCAAACGAAAACUUGCGUAAAGGAAAGGAAUCGCCUAUAUCCAGCACCAGGAGAGGAGUGCACGGCGCAACCACAGUGCAUCAGACAUCACCAGUCUCUUAAUGAUGAUCGAAGCGACGCACUCAAUCAACCGUCACCACCGGGCUGCAUUCAAUCAGUGCGACUAACCACCGCCUUAACGACGUCCGCUUCCCAGCAAUCGCCCGGGGCACCAGGACACCCAACAUAACGCAAACGCAACGCCCGACAACAUGAACGUUUUCCCGUGACAGUUUUAGUGCGUUUGUCCGUGUCCGAGCGUAGCGUAGCGACCAACAACGGCUCCUCCGAAACUUCAAAACACCCGCGAAGAAAAGGGACCACAACCAGCCGUUGCUUUUCGCAAUCGUUACCAUGCUCGCCGUCGUUGGUCACGAAACAAUCGUUAAAACAAUGCAGGGUGAGAGGAUGGUGCAGAACCACCACCACCGUGGACGGUGACCGUGGACGUCUUCAGCCAUUUCCUUCCAGCCCUACGGCUACGGCUCGGCCGCAACCGUGGCGACCUUUGGCGGCCAUUGCUGAAUGUCUGCAAAAGCUUACCUUCUCCACCUGAAGUGGACUCGGGUGUGUGCGACUUGAAGGUCCCAGGGACAUUGGCCACAAAUCAUUGCCCUACGCAAAGCGCGAACGGUCACCCCCGGUGGGACGUGGACGCGGUCGCCACAUUGUGCGUGGGUAAAAGUGUAAAUAUAUAAAAGAAAUCGAAAGCAAAGGAAAGAAGAAACACAUUCUCGGUUCUCCAGUGCUCCCUCCAGGCUCCUGGGAGGCUCGCUCGUCCUUCCCUCUGUAAGUUGUGCUUCAAACACGAUAGAAUAUUUAUGAUACCAUCGCGAACUCGUUAGAACGGUUGUGCUUGUGAACCAAAUCGAUUAUACUCCGGGUACAUUCACCGUGCCAUAAAUAACCGAUAACCGACCGACGAGACCUUCCGAGACCGGAGACGCGUGCGAAGACGCCACGUGAAUUGAAGUUCUGCGCCGAGUGUCGUGCCAUCCGAUUACUUCGCAUUGCGUCGAAUCGCGCAUCGCUUGACCACACCACCGCUUGAAUAUCAUUCCCACACCGAUGGGACACUUUCAUGGACCGGACGACGCAUCCGAGAUCGAACCGUUCGAUCCCGAAUCCCUGCUCAGCGAGGGCCACACGGCGACGGGCACCACGUCCAGGAUGUUGCGGCGUGGCAAGGGCCAAGGGCCGAGUCCCAUCAUCGUCAGCGGAUCCGAUGCCGGGACGAGUAAUGGCCAGAAUGGAUCCCGCGCCGUACGGAAAAGCUUACCCAGUGGUGGCAGUGGUCACGGGAGUAAUAGCAGCAGCAGCAGCAGCAGUAGCAGUCGUACCAGUAAAACACCAAAGCCGAAAACGCGCGAUUCCGAUUGCUGCAGCAUUAACUUCAUCAAGUAUUCGCUUCACAUACUCAACGCCCUCUUUCUCAUAUCGGGCCUGGUGAUAGCCGGUGUGGCACUGUGGACGGUGUUGUGGAAACACCAGUACAUCUCGCUGCUAUCGACCACAAACUAUGCCAUCGGGACGUACGCCCUGCUGGCCGCCGGUGUGUUGGCGAUCGUCGGCGGCAUUCUUGGCUGUUGUGGCGUGCUGAAUGAGAAUCGUGCCCUCCUGCUGCUGUACACGUUCAUCCUGCUGUUUGUGUUCCUGCUGGAGGCCAUCGUUGGCGGAUUAGCUUAUCUGUACGAGACACAAAUCGAAACCGAGCUACAGCACAGCCUCAACACUACCUUCAUGGAGCAUUACGGUGUAAGCGAACGUCAGACGCAAGCCAUCGACAGCAUCCAACAAACGUUCUCCUGCUGCGGUGCGGUUCGGUUCGAGGAUUGGCGGCACAGCGUUUGGCUACGGUCGAGGCGAAAGGAUCUGAUAAGGCCAACCGAGGGUCGCCUGGUGCCCGACUCGUGCUGCAUAACGGUGACACCCAAGUGUGGCGUGCGCGAUGGCCCCAGCAAUAUUCACUACACGGGUUGUAUCUACGGGAUGACGGAUGACCUGAAGUACCACCUCAUUCUUCUCGGUGCCAUCGGGCUGGGCCUUAGCGCGAUAGAGGUGUUUGGGGUGAUACUAUCCUGCUGCCUGUACGUGAAGCUGAAGAAUGUGCUCGACUGACAAAAGCCAGCGGAUCCAAUAGUGGAGCUAAUGGAUCCGCUGCCGGACAACAUCAGUCUUAUCUACGGUUAUGACGAUCACCGUAUAUGAAGGUUCGACCCCCGGAGGGUCCCGAUAUCAACGAUGCUGAGGUUGUAAAUAUGUAUAGAUUACUAGCUUUUAUGUUCUCAACCUUCUCUCGGUGAGGAAUGUUUUCCUGGAAAACCUUCAUUUUUGUAGUGAAAAAAAAACGCUACACCGAUCACACGUAGGAUAAGAAAGGUUAAAUCUUGUGACGUCGACGAUUGCCAAAAAAAGGAGCGUGAUGGAUCGUUACAAGUUGAGAAGAAUGAUGCAUUUGUUAUCAUGAUUGUGUAAAGUAAAAUAAAACAGUUUAUGAAAACCUG
Anopheles aquasalis is the source of this 3084-nucleotide messenger RNA. RefSeq names its product CD151 antigen-like. NCBI's taxonomy places the organism in Eukaryota, Metazoa, Arthropoda, Insecta, Diptera, Culicidae. The record is from RefSeq and is a predicted model, not a curated record. Gene Ontology annotation, cellular component: plasma membrane.